GUUCACAUGGUUACAUGAGAAACAAAAAGCCAAAACGAAUUUGUUCGAACGGUGUUCAGUUCUGCUAUAACUGGUAUCUACCUGUAUAAAAAGCUAUAAUAACAGAAAAUGAGGGAAAUAGUUCACAUCCAAGCAGGACAAUGCGGGAACCAAGUGGGAGCUAAAUUCUGGGAAGUGAUUUCCGAUGAACACGGAAUAGACCCAUGCGGAAACUACCAUGGAAAUAGCGAUCUGCAACUCGAACGAAUCAAUGUCUACUACAAUGAAGCUACUGGUGGAAAUUUCGUCCCUAGGUGUGUUCUGGUAGAUCUGGAACCAAUGAAUUUAGAUGCUGUGCGAUCCGGACCUUUCGGGCAACUUUUCAGACCUGACAAUUUCAUCUGGUCCAUCGGCGGAGCAGGAAAUAAUUGGGCUAAAGGACACUACACCAAUGGCGCAGAGAUCGUGGAUGCAGUUAUGGAUAUCAUAAGGAAAGAAUGUGAAGGUUGUGAUUGCCUUCAGGGCUUUCAACUAACGCAUUCCCUUGGCGGUGGUACAGGCUCUGGUAUGGGUACCUUGAUUAUGAAUAAAGUGAGGGAGGAGUAUCCAGAUAGAAUGAUAUACACCUACUCUAUUUGCCCAUCGCCAAAGGUAUCUGUAACAUUGGUAGAACCUUACAAUGCUGUGCUAUCUAUCAACCAACUUAUAGAGAAUGCGGAUGAAACUGUUUGCAUCGACAAUGAAGCCUUGUACGAUAUCUGUUUCAGGACUCUGAGACUUACCAUGCCAACUUACGGAGAUUUGAAUCACCUUGUUUCAGUUGCAAUGUCUGGGGUAACCACUUGUUUCAGAUUCCCUGGUCAACUGAACGCUGAUCUAAGGAAACUUGCGGUUAACACUGUUCCUUUCCCAAGGCUUCAUUUCUUCAUGUGCGGCUUUGUACCUUUAACCUCCAGAGGAAGUCAACACUAUCGCGCAUUGACUGUUCCUGAUUUAACCCAACAAAUGUUUGAUGCGAAGAAUAUGAUGGUAGGUUGUGAUCCAAGACAUGGAAGAUACCUCACCGUUGCAACAGUAUUUCGAGGACGUAUGUCCAUGAAAGAAAUCGAUGAACAGAUGAUUAACAUUCAAAAUAAGAACAGCAGCUACUUUGUGGAGUGGAUACCCCACAACGUGAAGACUGCUGUUUGUGAUAUACCUCCAAGAGGUCUGAAAAUAUCUGCUACUUUCAUGGGCAAUACAACUGCGAUCCAGGAAUUAUUUCGAAGGUUAUCCAAGCAAUUUACUUCCAUGUUUAGAAGAAAAGCCUUCUUACAUUGGUACACUGCAGAGGGUAUGGAUGAAAUGGAAUUCACCGAGGCAGAAUCUAACCUCAAUGACCUGAUUACGGAAUAUCAGCAAUACCAAGAAGCGACUGCUGAUGAUGGAGAAUAUGGUGAAGGGGGAGAAGAGGAAGAGGAAGAAUGAGAAUGUUUGCACUCCAAUAAGCUUAAAGUUGAACGUACCAAAGUUCUAAGAAAUUGUUCAGUUUCUGUAUUUCUUUGGUUAUGUUUGCUGAAUCAAUUCGUUCUUGAUUGAUUUUCCGAUAUUUUAUAGAUAAAAUUUUCAAUAAAGUGUUUAUUAUGAA
Messenger RNA from Harmonia axyridis, 1606 nucleotides. Its product is annotated as tubulin beta-4A chain-like. Gene Ontology annotation, molecular function: structural constituent of cytoskeleton; GTP binding; GTPase activity. The record is from RefSeq and is a predicted model, not a curated record. Bases 109 to 1446 code for a protein of 445 amino acids. The transcript has 2 exons. Gene Ontology annotation, cellular component: microtubule; cytoplasm. NCBI's taxonomy places the organism in Eukaryota, Metazoa, Arthropoda, Insecta, Coleoptera, Coccinellidae. Gene Ontology annotation, biological process: microtubule cytoskeleton organization; mitotic cell cycle.